GAAGUAAGAGCGAGACAGCCACGAGUAUUCCAUUGAUUUCAAUUACUGUCAUUCUGUCAGAGUUCAUUUACACAUCAGUCAUCUCUCGCUACCUGCAGCACAAUAUCUAUGCAUACAAGACCCUAUUCUUCUGGCAUCUUGAAUCGAGACCACCAACAGUAUACCAACAUGAAUGGCCUCCUCCCCCUACUGUACUGCAUAGGAAUCCUGGGUGCCCUGUUGUGUGGAGUUCAAGGCAAUGUACAGGUUAAUACUGGUGAAGACAAUAGUGAUUCCCAAACUCCACAAAUGCAUUCAGCAGAAAGUAGACUUCAAGAAAACAACACUGCAGCUUCUACACCCACUGCUGCAGGCGGCGUGAACAGCUCUGCGAGCACUGAGACAGCUGACACCAGGAGCAGUAGCACUUCACCUUCAUCUGGCCCAUAUCACCCUGCCACCCCUGCCACCACUGCUACCACUGCCACCCCUGCCACCACUGCUACCACUGCCUCAUCUUUAGCUGUGUUUUACAGAAAGGAAUGGUUCACAGUGCUCAUGGUGGCUGGUGGGCUGAUCAUAGCCUGUGUUAUUCUGCUCCUCUGUACUUUGAUGCUGGCAUGCAAGGUGUGUCAGUUGAGCAGGCGCCUCAAGAUGCUGAGCAGCAGCGCAGACCUGAUCAGCGGCUCCGAAUACUGGGUGGGAAUGGCCAAGAAGAACAAAGACAAGUCAGAGACAGAAGCUAAAGAGACCAGCAUGUUAAUGGCUGACCUCAACCAAACGAAGGAGGCCGAGACUGACAGUACCACCAAGGAAGAAGAAGGGAAGGUAAAGGAGGACGGACAAACAGAGGAGGAGAACAAGAAGGAGGUGGGAGCUGCUGCCAACAGUGAGGAGGCUUCAGCGGAUGCGAACAAGAACGAGACACCUGUGGAAAAUUCAUCCUCCUCAAAGCCACAAGAUGAUGACGCUGACUCCCAGCCCACUGAGGCUGUGGCUGCCCCUUCCUCUGAGGGCACAGGGGAACCAAAGGAUGCAGUGUAGAGUUGUGCCUGCAUGUGUGUUCCAGAGUUUCCUGAGUGACUGCCUUCACUUCUCCAUAGUUUUACAACCACUUGACUGUAAAUAAAGCAUACUUUUUUUUUCUCAGCAGCUUGCUUUUACAGUAAUUUGAAGUGUGCGUGUGUGUGUUUGUUGCUGAAUCUGUCACAACGAGCAGUGAGUAUUUCUGGUUGACAACAAUUGUUUGAUACUGUAUAUCAGUCUAACUUCUGUGUUUUGAAUAUUAAAAUAUUUUAAUAUUAUAAUACACUUUUGUGCAGUUGAAUUUAUAUCUUAAAUACUUUUUGUACAUGAUUCACAGCAUUUAUGAUGUAUAAACAUAUGAAGCAACCACAGAAAUAAAACACCCAUUGUAACCCUA
Lates calcarifer (barramundi perch) is the source of this 1402-nucleotide messenger RNA. RefSeq lists its product as uncharacterized. The record is from RefSeq and is a predicted model, not a curated record. NCBI's taxonomy places the organism in Eukaryota, Metazoa, Chordata, Actinopteri, Centropomidae. The transcript is spliced from 2 exons. The coding region runs from base 109 to 1023 and encodes 304 amino acids.